AUGUCUCAAUGUCAAUGUCUAUUAGUAAUAUGUUCAUCAAGUGCAUUGGCUUCUUCAGCACGAGAAGUUGCUCAUCCACGUGAAAUACCGCAUCAUCAUGAAUACGUUGGAUUGCUCAUACCUGAACAUAUUACUAAUAGCCUUGUAACAUCUACAGUUCUAGAGGAAAUGCCUCUUCAGGCGCGAACUACGCAUCAGCCAGUAAUUUUGACACAUGCACCGGAUAGACGUAUUACAAAACAAAAUGAAACUGGAACAAGCGUAAAGAUCUAA
Messenger RNA from Brugia malayi, 273 nucleotides. RefSeq lists its product as uncharacterized. The transcript is spliced from 2 exons. The coding region runs from base 1 to 273 and encodes 90 amino acids. The record is from RefSeq and is a predicted model, not a curated record. Lineage: Eukaryota; Metazoa; Nematoda; Chromadorea; Rhabditida; Onchocercidae.